Messenger RNA from Lentinula edodes (shiitake mushroom), 177 nucleotides. RefSeq lists its product as uncharacterized. The record is from RefSeq and is a predicted model, not a curated record. The annotation marks the transcript as partial. Lineage: Eukaryota; Fungi; Basidiomycota; Agaricomycetes; Agaricales; Omphalotaceae. The transcript has a single exon.
GUUGUCGAUGAAACAAGUAAGGAUGAAAGAACAAUAUACCGACAUUAUGGGCGUGCACCAGCUGGUCAGCGCGCUACUAUCUCUGCAAACUUUGUACGAGGUGAACGGUACAGUUUGGUAGCAGCCAUGAGCACAGAGGGAUAUGAGGCAUGUCGAGUUGUACCAGGUUCUGUUGAU